This is a messenger RNA of Labrus bergylta (ballan wrasse), 2614 nucleotides long. Its product is annotated as rho GTPase-activating protein 8. Gene Ontology annotation, cellular component: cytoplasm. Lineage: Eukaryota; Metazoa; Chordata; Actinopteri; Labriformes; Labridae. Gene Ontology annotation, molecular function: GTPase activator activity. Gene Ontology annotation, biological process: negative regulation of endocytic recycling; small GTPase-mediated signal transduction. The record is from RefSeq and is a predicted model, not a curated record.
UGUUUGAGGAAGUUUGGAUCAACUUUUCUACCUGUGGACUCAUUAAAGUGUUAGCUGAAACCUGCAGCUCCAGUGACCGACAUCCUCCAACCAUGACCUCCACAUCCGACCUGGAGCAGCUGGCGGAGAUAGAGCUGAAGAAGGAGGAAGAGGAGGAUCAGAUGUGUGUCACAGACGCUCCGUCGGUUCCUCCCAGCAGUCCUGAUCCCUCGCACCCGUAUUACGACGUGGCCCGACACGGCAUCAUCCAGGUCUGCGGUGACGACAACUACGGCAGGAAGUUGAUCGUCUUCAGCAGCUGCUGUUUGCCUCCGUCUCACCAGCUGAACCACCGGCGCCUCCUCGAAUUUCUGAAGUUCACGUUGGACCAGUACGUGGAGAUGGACUACAUCCUGGUUUACUUCCAUCACGGUCUGAGGAGCAGCAACAAACCGUCUCUGAAGUGGUUACGAGAAGCGUACAGCGAGUUCGACAGGAAAUACAAGAAGAACCUGAAGACUCUGUACGUCGUCCAUCCCACAAACUUCAUCAGAAUCGUCUGGAACAUUUUCAAACCUCUCAUCAGUCACAAGUUCGGGAAGAAGCUGACGUACGUGAACUACCUGGCCGAGCUGAGAGAUCACCUGAACUACGAGCAGCUCGUCGUCCCGGCCGACGUCGCCAGGCACGAUGAAAAGCUCCUCGCUGCUCAGAAAGGCGGACCCCCUCCCUCCAUGAAGACCCCCCCGCCUCGACCCCCCCUGCCCACGCAGCAGUUUGGCGUCAGUCUGCAGUACAUCAGAGAGAAGAACCGGGACGCCGUCAUCCCCCCCGUCGUCUCUCAGACCGUCGCCUACCUGAAGGAGAAAGGCCUGAGGACGGAGGGGAUCUUCAGACGCUCGCCUCGUGUUCAGGUCAUCAAGGACAUUCAGAAACUCUACAACCUGGGUAAACCUGUAAACUUUGAUGAGUUCUCAGACGUCCACGUUCCCGCUGUGAUCCUCAAAACGUUCCUCAGAGAACUUCCAGAACCUCUGCUCACCUUCAGAGUCUACAACCAGGUCCUGGAGCUCCUCAGUGUGGAGAGCAGUCUGAGGGUCAGCAGGUGUAAACAGAUCAUUGAAAGUCUUCCUGAACAAAACUUCAUCGUGACAAAGUUCCUGCUCUGUUUCCUCCACAUGGUGUCUCAGGAGAGCAUCGUGAACAAGAUGAGUCCCUCUAACCUGGCCUGUGUGUUCGGGGUCAACCUGCUGUGGCCUCGUCACGGCUCCUUCUCUCUGAACGCUCUGACGCCCGUCAACAUCUUCACCGAGAUCCUCAUCGAACAUUACCACGCCGUGUUCGGCUCCCGCAGCCCGCCUGCACAGGUAUUACCCUGAACCUGCACAGGUAACCCCCUGAACCUGAACAGGUAACUCCCUGAACCUGCGCAGGUAUUACCCUGAACCUGCGCAGGUAACCCCCUGAACCUGUACAGGUAACCCCCUGAACCUGUACAGGUAACUCCCUGAACCUGCACAGGUAACCCCCUGAACCUGCACAGGUAACUCCCUGAACCUGCACAGGUAACCCCCUGAACCUGCACAGGUAUCACUCUGAACCUGCACAUGUAACUCCCUGAACCUGCACAGGUAACCCCCUGAACCUGUACAGGUAACUCCCUGAACCUGCACAGGUAUCACUCUGAACCUGCACAGGUAACUCCCUGAACCUGCACAGGUAACCCCUGAACCUGCACAGGUAUCACUCUGAACCUGCACAGGUAUCACUCUGAACCUGCACAGGUAUCACUCUGAACCUGCACAGGUAACCCCUGAACCUGCACAGGUAUCACUCUGAACCUGCACAGGUAACUCCCUGAACCUGCACAGGUAACCCCUGAACCUGCACAGGUAUCACUCUGAACCUGCACAGGUAACUCCCUGAACCUGCACAGGUAACCCCUGAACCUGCACAGGUAUCACUCUGAACCUGCACAGGUAUCACUCUGAACCUGCACAGGUAUCACUCUGAACCUGCACAGGUAUUACCCUGAACACCUGGUGGUCUCUUCCUCUGGAAUAAUUUUUUUGGUUGUUUUGGGACAUUGUUGCAUCACCUAGGGCUCAGGGUCAAAAUAUCUCACCUGUCGACUUCACCUCUUCCUGUGGAUAUUCUUCUCACCUGGAGGUCGACUCUCAAAGACUUUAAAGACUGAAGCUGCACGUUCACUCUGCUCUCCUUCUCUUUAUUAUUAUUUGAUUUGCUGUCACUUUUUUAGAUGAUGUUGAUUGUUGUUUGUGAGCUUGAAAAAGAAAAAUCUGAGGCGCUCAAAUCAGGCGUCUGAUGAGGUCAUCUGUGUGUUGAUAUUUUUACAUUUUGUAAUAAGCCCCUCCCCUGAAGAUAGGACUCUGAAAACAUCACAGACAGUGGGACUCGGGUGUUACACCCAUUGUAGACAGUCAUGACUCACAGAGUUAUUUUCAGAGGAGAUGCUUGAUUUCUACAUUUAAGGGUUAAAAAUAACAAAUAAAGACUUUGAGUGAUUUAAUGAAAAAGUCUAAACGUGUUACUGAUCAGAGAUGUGAAGUUCUGACUUCUUGUUACCAGAAAACAUGUCGACGGUAAAAGGAAUGAAUCAGUAUUUUGAAAAGUC